UCUUCUCCUCGAAGAAGCACAAGCGGCACGGCACGGAGGGAUCUCACUAAGGUCCCAACAAAUGGCCCUCCUCCACUGGAAAGCUACUCUUGCGAGCCCACUGCUGCAGAUGAGCUCUUGGCAGGAGAACACCAGCCCCUGCAACUGGUCGGGCAUAAUGUGUACGGCUGUUCGCCAUGGUCGCCAUAUGCCCUGGGUGGUGACCAACAUCUCCCUGCCGGAUGCUGGCAUCCAUGGCAAACUUGGUGAGCUCAACUUCUCGGCUCUUCCAUUCCUCACAUAUAUCGACUUUCAUAACAAUAGCCUCCAUGGUGCACUACCCACUAGUAUCAGCUCCCUGUCAGCACUUUUAGAACUCAACCUUAAGCAGAACCAGCUCGCAGGGAAAAUUCCUUGUGAGAAUCUAUCAGGUUCUCUUCCUCAAGAAAUAGGACAUCUCACAAGCCUUAUUAAACUUGGGUUGUCUAACAACUCACUUUCAGGAACUUUACCCGCAAAAAUAUGUUCGGGUGGUAGACUUCAGUUUGUCGGCAUAUCUUUUAAUAUGUUCAGUGGCCUAAUUCCAAAGAGUUUAAAGACAUGUACGAGUUUGGUUGAAAUCGACCUUCAGUGGAACCAAUUAACAGGAGAUUUAUCUCAGCAUUUUGGUGUGUACCCACAACUAAAAGACAUGCGCUUGACAUCGAAUAGAUUCUCUGGGAAAAUCUCACAAAAUCUAGGUGCAUGUACCCAAUUAACGGUAUUACGGCUAGCACAAAAUAUGAUCACUGGUUCCAUACCUCCAAUCCUUUCUAAAUUGUCCAGCCUAGAAGAACUAACACUCGAUUCUAAUCAUCUUAAUGGUGAGAUUCCACCAGAAAUUUGUACUUUAGCAAAUCUAUAUAUACUGAACUUAUCAUCAAACCGACUAUCUGGACCCAUACCCAUACAAAUACAAAAGCUAAGCAACAUAGGAUACCUUGAUAUAUCUGGGAACAGAUUGGGUGGAUUAAUACCUGAGGAACUAGGGGGCUGCACGAAAUUGCAAUCCUUGAAGAUCAACAACAACAACUUCAGUGGGAGUUUGCCCGGUGCGAUUGGAAAUUUAGCAGGCCUGCAGAUCAUGCUAGAUGUGAGCAACAAUAACCUCACUGGUGUGUUGCCACGGCAACUCGGGAAGUUGGAGAUGCUGGAAUUUCUGAAUUUAUCACAUAAUCAGUUCAGUGGCAGCAUCCCAUCAUCAUUUGCAAGCAUGGUCAGCCUUUCAACAGUCGAUGUAUCCUACAACGAGUUGGAAGGACCAAUCCCAAUAGCAAGGCUCCUAAAAAAUGCUUCAACAAGUUGGUUUCUUCCCAAUAAAGGUCUAUGUGGUAACCUCUCUGGCAUGCCACCUUGUUAUUCAACCCCAGUAGCUGCUCACAAGAAGGGGAAGAUACUUGGUUUGCUUUUGCCAAUUGUUCUUGUGAUGGGUUUCAGCGUUGUUGCUGCAACUGUUGUCAUAAUAAUACUUGCUCGUAUGAAGAGAAAACCACAAGAAAGUGUUACCAAUGAAGCAAGGGGCCUAUUCUCUGUUUGGAAUUUUGAUGGAAGAUUAGCAUUUGACGAUAUUAUAAGGGCAACCGAAGACUUUGAUGGUAAGUACAUCAUUGGAAUAGGAGGAUACGGCAAAGUCUACAAGGCACAACUCCAUGACGGGCAGCUAGUUGCUGUCAAGAAGCUUCAUCGGGACGAAGAAGAGUUGGAUGAUGAAAGAAGAUUCCGUAGUGAAAUGGAAAUCUUAACACAGAUCCGACAACGAAGCAUUGUCAAAAUGUAUGGAUUCUGCUCCCAUCCAACGUAUAAAUUUCUAGUCUACGACUACAUUCAGCAGGGAAGCCUCCACAGGACAUUGGAAAAUGAGGAGCUGGCAAAGGAAUUGGAUUGGCACAAGAGAAUUACUGUUGCAAAUGAUGUGGCUCAAGCAGUAUCUUAUUUGCACCAUGAAUGCAGUCCGCCUAUAAUACAUCGAGAUAUCACAAGCAAUAACAUCUUACUUGAUACAUCCUUGAAGGCUUUUGUCUCAGAUUUUGGCACAGCAAGGAUUCUUAAGCCCGAUUCAUCAAACUGGAGCGCACUAGCAGGAACAUAUGGGUACAUUGCUCCUGAAAUGGCGUACACAUCUGUUGUGACUGAGAAAUGUGACGUCUAUAGUUUUGGCGUGGUUGUGCUAGAGUUAGUGAUGGGAAAGCAUCCAAUGGAUCUAUUAGAUGGUAUCUCAAGCGGGGAACAAGAUGUGCUGGUGAAAGAUAUUCUAGACCAACGGCCGACAACACCAACAAGAACAGAAGAGGAUAGCUUGGCUCUGCUCGUCAGCCUCGCCUUUUCUUGCUUGGAAUCUUCUCCGCAAGCAAGACCAACCAUGCGGGAGGCAUACCAAGCACUCAUCCAGUGAUCCUCCUCUAGUCAUUGUCCAGUGUGCUGAAUGAAUCUACCACCGUGUCAUGUUAAUUGUAGAUUUCAUUUUCCCCUUUUACACAUGAAAGAAUGGUCAAUGUGGUAGACGAUGUUGUGUAAUCGCCGUGUCAUAGUGUGGAUGACUCCACGAGUUUGUUCGUGCAAAGUCUGAGUCUUGUCAUGUUGUGAGUUGUGCGCCCGCGUGAUCCCCGAGUCGCGGGGUGGCACGACUCGCACAAGGCCAUGUUUACCGUUCUCUUGUUCAAGUUUUUUAUGUUCAAAUAAGAGAAGAGAAAAGACGAGAAAAGC
Messenger RNA from Triticum dicoccoides, 2721 nucleotides. Its product is annotated as MDIS1-interacting receptor like kinase 2-like. Lineage: Eukaryota; Viridiplantae; Streptophyta; Magnoliopsida; Poales; Poaceae. The record is from RefSeq and is a predicted model, not a curated record. Gene Ontology annotation, biological process: protein phosphorylation. The transcript is spliced from 3 exons. The coding region runs from base 62 to 2410 and encodes 782 amino acids. Gene Ontology annotation, molecular function: protein kinase activity; ATP binding; protein binding.